ACUUACUCAAAGGUGGCCUGAUCCCAAUCUUUGAGGUGUUUGUAUAUCUCAACUGAGCAUCGACCGCCAGAUCAGGAAGGUGGACUUCGCCUAUGGAACCCACCAUGGCGCCAGACGAAAUGCAAUCACUCUUCACUCCACCAAUAUGACUUCGCAAGCGGACAGUAACAUUUUGAUCAUCGGCGCGGGAACCUGGGGUUGCUCCAUUGCACUUGAGCUCGCCAGACGAGGCCACACCGGCAUCAAGGUGCUUGACGGCAGCUCCUUCCCCUCAGCCAUCUCCGCGGGCAACGACCUCAACAAAAUCGCAGAGGAAGCGAACCAGCCAUCCCAAGAUGACUCCGACGAGGACUAUUUCUGGCACCGCGUUCAUGAGAUUGCUAUGAAAGCAUGGAAGCACGAUUCGCUUUUCGUACCUUUCUACCAUCCCACCGGCUUCAUCGAUGCUGCUGUGAGCGAUGAUGCAUACGAGCGCUGCGUUGAAUACGCUAAGAGCGAUAACGCCACACUGGUGCCGUUGAAAACGAAAGAAGACUUUCAGAGGACGAUGCCUGAUGGUGUUCUGCAAGGCGACUUCCCUGGCUGGCGAGGUUUUUGGAAGCAAGGUGGUGCGGGCUGGGUAUUUGCGAGCGGCGCCAUGAAGGCCAUGCAUGUAGAAGCUGUGAGGCUGGGAGUGCACUUUGUGACUGGCGAUUCAGAGGGUAGAGUAGAGGCAUUACUCUACAGCCAAGACUCGAAGACAGCAUCUGGAGCACGUACAGCUGAUGGCAUCUUCCAUACUGCGAAACAUACGAUACUCUCCGCCGGUGCCAAUAGCGACCACUUACUGGACUUCAAAAGCCAACUUCGACCGACAGCCUGGACACUUGCACAUAUCCCCCUAUCUAGCGAAGAAGCAGCUCUGUACAAAGACCUCCCAGUCCUAUAUGGUGUCGAUCGAGGCUUUUUCAUCGAACCAGAUGCCGAGAAGCAAGAGAUGAAGCUCUGCGACGAGCAUCCAGGCUACAUCAACCCAGUCAUCGAGGAUGGGAAAUUCCGUUCCGUUCCUUUCGCACGCCAUCAAAUCCCCGCCGAGGCUGAAGCACGUAUGCGCCUUCUUCUCCGCGAGACGAUGCCGCAGCUGGCAGAACGCGAGUUCAGCUUUGCACGCAUGUGCUGGGACGCCGACACCGUUGAUCGCAGGUUUUUGAUCGACACACAUCCCGAGAUCGAGAAUCUGAUUGUGGCUGUUGGGGGCUCAGGCAAUGGCUUCAUGACGAGUCCUGCUAUCGGUGUACUAGUGGCAGAUAUCCUCGAUAAUAGGGGCGAGAUCGAGGAGCGCGUAAAGAAGAUGUUGAGAUGGAGAUCGGAAACUGCUAUAAAUCGAGACUGGUGGGACUCACAGGGGCGCUAUGGUGCUAACGGCAAGGUCAUGGAUUUAAGAGAUGUCAAGAAGUGGGCGAGAAUAGGUGAUAAAAGGUUCAGCGUAGCGUAG
Molecule: messenger RNA, 1474 nt
Organism: Macroventuria anomochaeta
Lineage: Eukaryota; Fungi; Ascomycota; Dothideomycetes; Pleosporales; Didymellaceae
Product: FAD dependent oxidoreductase
Exons: 1
Coding region: 146-1474 (442 amino acids)
Molecular function (GO): flavin adenine dinucleotide binding; saccharopine oxidase activity; sarcosine oxidase activity
Source: RefSeq, a predicted model, not a curated record